This is a messenger RNA of Manis pentadactyla (Chinese pangolin), 2275 nucleotides long. RefSeq lists its product as uncharacterized. NCBI's taxonomy places the organism in Eukaryota, Metazoa, Chordata, Mammalia, Pholidota, Manidae. The transcript has a single exon. The record is from RefSeq and is a predicted model, not a curated record. The coding region runs from base 25 to 666 and encodes 213 amino acids.
GAGCGGAAGCACUUCUUCGUCAAAAUGACGGGCCUCCUUAUCAACAUUUUGGUCUGGUCUCUGGGCAUAGCCCUAGCCAGCAGCAGAUCCUGGCGCGUGUGGGAAUUUGACAGCAACAUUGCUCCCGUUGUGUUCAUUGGACUUUGGGAUGCUUUCUAUUUUCAUAACAUGAACAUCUCCAGCUCACUGGCUCAGCUGCGCAUGCAGAGCAGUCUCAACGGGAGCUGGGUCCUUUCGGAUGAAAUUCGGUAUGGGCGGGACCUGAUACUGCUGGCGAAUUGCAUGGUGUUCGUCACCUUCAUUUUUGUCUCCAAGGCACUUUGGGUCCACUGGAUCACUGACGCACACCCAGAAUUCCUCCGAUUUUAUUACAAAAUUGCCGCCUCCUUUCUUUUCUUGAGCAGCAUUAGUGACAUCACUGCAGUGACAAUGAAUUUCUAUGUGGAUUUUUAUGGCCAAACCACCCUUGACUUUCCACCUAGUUUUCCUGUUAAAAAAGAAAUGCUAGUAAGGAAACGCUUCACCUAUGUGUUCCCACUAGGAAUUACAACGGCCGUCCUCUCGCUAAUAAGUGCCACCUUAUUCUUCUAUGACACAUGUUCAAUAAAAUGGUCAAAUCGAGUGAACGCCAUGCCUACGGCCGAACUUCCCCAUGCUUCCGUUUAGAGGAAGACUGAAUGGGUUGCUCUUCGCAGUUGCUGGCAUUCGUUUUCGUGAAGGAACUCCUUAUGUACACAUCACAUUGUAUCAUCUGCCCAAUCUCCAGACUCAGGGCUGCUCCCACGCGCAGCCCCCGCCCACAGGCAGGUGAGCGGCAGGCCCUGGUCACGUGGCCCUGUGGAAAUUGGGGCGCUGGGCACCCACUCAGCCUACUGCUUUGGCCGCUGCUUUUACUGUAACCAACAGCCUGUGUCUCUCACCGGGGCUCCGGUGCCUUCGGCCAGGAGAUGGACAGGGAACUGACUUGUUACCUUGCAGGAGGGUGACGUCUCAGUGCCUCCGCGGUUCCUGCUUGACAGGAGUGAGUAGAGCCUGGGAAGUGUAACUACCACCAAGAGCCAAGCUUCUGUGGAGGGACCCAGGCCACUGGCCGCACACGAGCGCCACCUGCCCUCGGGUCGGCACAGACAGGUGGGCCUCGCAGGCCCAGGGCGCCAGCGGGGACGGGCGGAGAACGGACAGGGGCACAGGGCAAUGAAAACCUAUGUCCACACAGAAACUUGUACACAAUUAUCUGUAGUAGCUUUAGUCAUGAUAGCUCAAAACUGGAAAUAACCAAAACUGUUGUACGAAUAGUCUAUGAAAUGUCAGAUGAAUAGUGAAACUGCGCUUUGUUUAUACCAUAGAAUAUAACCUAGCAGUAAAAACAAUAACAAAGUAAAUAAAUAAAAGGCAUCCAAAUGGGAAAGGAAGAAGUGAAAAUAUCUCUAUUUGCUGAUGAUGAUCUUCUAUGUAGAAAACCCUAAAGGUUACACACGCGUGCACACACACACACACACACACACACACACACACACACAUCUGUUAGGACUAGUAAAUGAAUUCAACAAAGUAGCAGGAUUCAAAGUCAACACACGACAAUCAGUUGCGUUUCUAUACAGUAACGAUGAACGAUUUGAAAAGGAAAUGACAAGAACAAUGCAACUUACAAUAGCAUCAAAGAGAAUAGAAUACUUGGGAAUUAACCAGCGAGGUGAAGCAGCUGCGCAGGAAGAGCUAGAGGACACUGCUGAAAGAAAGGAGGAUAUCAACAAGUGGCCACACAGCCAGGGGCAUGAGCUGGGGGGCUUCAGGUGGCCGAAGUGCACCGCGCCCUCCCUCGGAGGGCCCUCAAAGGACAACCGUCCUUGCUACUUCUUGGGAGGAUGAGACCGUCCCCAGCCCCUAACGGUGGGGGUCAAUACUGGAGUGCUCCUCACCCAGGAACGUGCUGUUUCUCCCUAGCUGGUCGGUGUCUGUAAUGUUGCAUCAGAUUUUACACAGCACGUCUAUGGGUUUGUGGCACUACGAGGAGCAUGGGGUGCAUUACCUCAACCUGUCCAAUUGCCAGACCUGAAAGAUGGAGCCUGUUUCCAAUUUUUCAAUAUUAUAAAUAGGGUAUGAUGAAUAUCCUUGCCUAGUAAUCUUUAUGCACAUCUCUGGUUAUUUUCUUUGGACAAAUGCCUAGAAAUGGUCAAAGAGUCUGAUGAGCAUUUUUAAGGUGCCUGCUGUAUAACGCCCCACCACCAGCCCCAAAGAAUGGCUCGCUUUAUUACAUUCCCUCAGAAUUCCUGUU